Musa acuminata subsp. malaccensis (wild Malaysian banana) is the source of this 1425-nucleotide messenger RNA. RefSeq names its product uroporphyrinogen decarboxylase. The record is from RefSeq and is a predicted model, not a curated record. Gene Ontology annotation, biological process: porphyrin-containing compound biosynthetic process. Gene Ontology annotation, molecular function: uroporphyrinogen decarboxylase activity. Lineage: Eukaryota; Viridiplantae; Streptophyta; Magnoliopsida; Zingiberales; Musaceae.
CAAUUUUUGUUGCAGGCGAAGAGGUAAAUGCGAGCGCGGGGGAGAGCAGCGGCUACCAAAUCUUCUAGAGAAGAGACUUGAAUCUUGUGUUUGGGUAAUUUUAGUCUCCGGAAGAUGUCGUGCAUUAGUUGCCCGAUUUCCCUUUACUCGCCAGCCUCUGUUGCUCGGAAUUCGGCCAUUAGUUCUCGGUCCAAAUCGAAGCCCUUCGCGAUCCGAUGCACCGUCGGAGAGUAUAUAGAAGCACCAAAAGUUGCUAGUGUAACUGAACCACUCCUAUUGAAUGCUGUUCGUGGUGAAAAAGUUGAAAGACCCCCAGUUUGGCUUAUGAGGCAAGCCGGGAGGUACAUGAAGAGUUAUCAGCUGCUCUGUGAAAAAUAUCCUUCUUUUCGUGAAAGAUCAGAAAACGUUGAUCUUGUGGUUGAAAUCUCUCUGCAACCUUGGAAGGUUUUCAGGCCUGAUGGGGUUAUAUUGUUUUCAGAUAUCCUUACCCCACUUCCUGGGAUGAAUAUACCAUUUGACAUUGUUAAAGGAAAAGGUCCAGUAAUAUACAGUCCUAUUAGAACAGCUGAUGAUGUAGCUCAAGUCAGAGAGUUUGUUCCUGAGGAGUCGGUUCCAUAUGUUGGUGAAGCAUUGACAAUACUCCGGGAAGAGGUUAAAAGUGAUGCAGCUGUUCUGGGCUUUGUUGGAGCUCCAUUCACCCUGGCAUCUUAUGUCGUUGAAGGUGGUUCAUCUAAGCAUUUCACGAAGAUAAAGAGGCUGGCUUUUUCUCAACCACAGGUUCUACAUUCACUGUUACAGAAAUUUACAAAUUCUAUGGCCGAGUACAUCAAGUAUCAAGCUGACAAUGGGGCACAAGCUGUCCAGAUUUUUGAUUCUUGGGCAACCGAACUAAGUCCCGUGGACUUUGAAGAAUUUAGUUUGCCUUAUUUGAAACAAAUUGUGGAUUCAGUGAAGAAGACGCACCCUGAUCUACCAUUGAUUCUUUAUGCAAGUGGUUCAGGAGGCUUGCUCGAGAGACUUCCAUCGACAGGCGUCGAUGUUGUCAGCUUGGACUGGACAGUAGACAUGGCUGAAGGUAGGAGAAGACUGGGAUCCGAUAUCGCAGUCCAGGGAAAUGUCGACCCUGGUGUUCUUUUUGGAUCAACGGAGUUUAUAACCGAGCGAAUUAACGAUACAGUAAGAAAGGCAGGUAGCAGCAAGCAUAUAUUGAACCUCGGUCAUGGCAUUGUAGUGGGAACCCCCGAGGAAAAUGUUGCGCACUUUUUUGAAGUGGCAAAAGGGAUCAGAUACUAACAUUUUUCUUCAAUUAAAUUCUCUCUUUGUACUCGUCGACCGAAGCUUCCCAGUUGUACCUUUGAGCUUAGAUUUAAGGAUCAAUAUGUCUUGAUCUUAGAUUCUUGGUUAUAGAAUUGAAAUUUUCUUCUA